Molecule: messenger RNA, 5995 nt
Organism: Alexandromys fortis (reed vole)
Lineage: Eukaryota; Metazoa; Chordata; Mammalia; Rodentia; Cricetidae
Gene: Antxr2
Product: ANTXR cell adhesion molecule 2
Exons: 17
Cellular component (GO): cell surface; plasma membrane
Molecular function (GO): transmembrane signaling receptor activity
Source: RefSeq, a predicted model, not a curated record
GCUGUCGCCUCGGGCCUUAUUGUCUGCAGCAACUCUCCCGAAUCCGGAGAGGGAGGACUGGACUGCGCUCCCACUGGGAUUUGUCCAGAGUUCCGGCGGCAGCUGUGCCGGCCGCAGAGACUCCCUUUGUCCUCCCAGGACCUCCCUCUCUCCCUUCUCGGUGGCAGCUGUCGGGUGGCGCUGAGCCUGGAGCUAGCGUCCCAGUCCCUUUCAGCCUCUGACCCCAGAGUGAGUCCUUGGUGACUCCGCCUCUUCGCAUCUCAGCUCUGCGGACCCGAGAGCCCAGAGGCCGGAGACAGGAGCCCAAGGGGCUGUGAGCCAGUGGGAGCUGCCGGGCCCCGGCCCCAGGAUGGUGACGGGUCGGUCCCGGGCGCGCAGCCCUGGGAGCUGGCUGUUCCCUGGCCUGUGGCUGUUGGCUGUGGGCGGUCCGGGGUCGUUGCUGCACGCCCAGGAGCAGCCCUCUUGCAAAAAAGCCUUCGAUUUGUACUUCGUCCUGGACAAGUCCGGGAGUGUUGCGAAUAACUGGAUUGAGAUUUAUAAUUUUGUCCAGCAGCUUACAGAAAGGUUUGUGAGCCCUGAAAUGAGAUUGUCCUUCAUUGUGUUUUCUUCUCAAGCAACCAUUAUUUUGCCAUUAACUGGAGACAGAUACUAGAUUAGUAAAGGACUGGAGGAUUUAAAAGCUGUUAAGCCAGUUGGAGAGACAUAUAUCCAUGAAGGACUAAAGCUUGCAAAUGAACAAAUUCAAAAUGCAGGAGGCUUGAAAACCUCCAGUAUCAUAAUUGCCUUGACAGACGGUAAGCUGGAUGGCUUGGUACCAUCGUAUGCAGAGAAUGAGGCAAAGAAGUCCAGGUCACUUGGCGCUAGUGUUUAUUGUGUUGGGGUCCUUGAUUUUGAGCAAGCUCAGCUGGAAAGAAUUGCUGACUCCAAGGACCAAGUUUUCCCUGUUAAAGGUGGAUUUCAAGCUCUUAAAGGCAUCAUCAAUUCUAUACUAGCUCAAUCAUGUACUGAAAUCCUGGAAUUGAGUCCUUCAAGUGUCUGUGUUGGGGAGGAGUUUCAAGUUGUUCUGAGUGGGAGAGCAGUCACAUCCAGCAGUCAUGACGGCAAUGUCCUCUGCACGUUCACCGUGAACAGCACCUACUCGAAGAGUGAAAAACCAGUACUUGUUCAGUACAAUUCCAUACUUUGCCCUGCACCUGUCCUGCACAAGGCUGGAGAAACUCUUGAAGUUUCCAUCAGCUUUAAUGAUGGGAAGUCUGCCAUCUCAAGAUCCUUAACAGUCACAGCUACAGAAUGUUCUAAUGGGAUCGCAGCCAUCAUAGUGAUUUUGGUGUUGUUGCUGCUCUUGGGUAUCGCCUUGAUGUGGUGGUUUUGGCCCCUCUGCUGUAAAGUGGUUAUCAAGGAUCCUCCCCCACCACCUCCUGCACCAAAGGAGGAAGAGGAAGAAGAGCCUUUGCCCAACAAGAAAUGGCCGACUGUGGAUGCUUCCUAUUAUGGUGGUCGAGGAGUUGGAGGCAUUAAAAGAAUGGAGGUCCGCUGGGGCGAUAAAGGAUCGACUGAGGAAGGUGCAAGGUUAGAGAAGGCGAAAAAUGCCGUGGUGAUGAUCCCCGAAGAAGAGAUACCCGUCCCACCAAGACCGCCUCGACCCAAAUCCACACACCAGGCCCCUCAGACAAAAUGGUACACGCCAAUUAAGGGUCGUCUGGAUGCACUCUGGGCUUUGAUCAUGAAGCAAUAUGACCGAGUGUCCUUGAUGAGACCCCAGGAAGGAGAUGAGAGAGUUGAGAAGCGGAAAGGCAAAGAAAGAAGAAAGCACAGGACUAGUUUGGAGUUGUUCCACAAACCAAUUAAAUCCCCGAGGACCUCCUUGACAGUGUUCGAGGUUAUGUUAACCUUCAAAUGGCUCCUCGUCCGCCAGUGAGCAGACAACUUACACAUCCUACAGAAGAAUCUCAGAACAUGCUGUUCCAUGUUCAGAACUCAAGAGUUUCAUCUCUCCAGAUGGGAAAUUUAAGGUUCUUUGUUCAAAUGAAUGUGGAGGGUUUUUAUUUUUUCCAUUCAGUAAAACAGAAACCUAGGAAAUUAAAUUCACUUCAGUUUGUUUCUUAUUUAAGGACUCCAUACCUGUAGUGCCUCAAAACAAACAGACAUUUUUUUUUUCUCUUGGAGAAAGAAGACCCCCUUUUUAGCGGGAAGAAAUUUCAUCAAUUUGACUUUUACCAAAAAUGUUGCAGAAUCAUGAUCAUGCACAGGUGUAUAAAUGGGAUGGGUUAAAAUACCGGCCUGGCGAGGAAUUCCGGGCUAUGGCAAGAGAAUAAAGCCUGCCGUCGUGUGAAUUAUGCCACCAUCUAGUAAACUGGCUGCAUGAUCACCUGCUUGAGAUGGUGAGAGCCGCCUGUGCAAAUGUGUGCUUUGGAGCGAAGGAUUAGCCAUGGAGCAGGGCCUGGGAAUAGAAGCUGGAGCUGGUAAGGUCACUUCGGAUAGUAGAGACGGAAGCCGCACAGGUACAAGAGGCAUUUUAGGCGAAGCCAGACCUAGUAAGUGGAGAACACUUAUGAACUGUCCUGAUGUGCUUUGCGUUCUAUAAAAUGACUGAUGUCCCUUCUGACAGAACAUCAGUUCUCCAGUUUUUUAAAAAUUCAUAGCAAAACAAGACAAAAGGCAUCAAGAUCAUAAAGAGCGUAAAUUUGUUUCGAAGGUGCCGAAGAGCUUUGUAAUUGCAGAGGCCAAUGACAGAAGCCCAUCUUCAGUUUAUAUCCUGCCUGUCCACGCCCCUGUUAGCCCUGCUUCUGAAUUCCCAUGCUCAAACAAGCAGGCCUGACCCUUCUUGCAUCACAGCUUCUUCAGUGACUCCAGCGUUCUGAUGGAUCACUGUGAGCUGCCUGGUGUUCGUGAAUCGUGUGAUACCAGAUACUGUUCAGCCGCUCCAUCCUCAAACUGACCACCGCCUCCGCAUCAGGGCUUCCCACCCCCUGCUUUGGUUGUCUGCCAUGUUUGCAGUGUGAACUCUUGUGGAUUUUCUUGAGGAUGUUGAUCUCUUAAUCAAAUGGUUCUAUAUCUUGAAUGUUUUUGGUGCCUGGAUGUACACAGUUAAUGACUGCAACUAACUACAGCUUACAACCUGUGACUGGCACGCGCCUGAGUGAUAAAAUUCCCGUGAGAACAACCCAUGGCGGGAACGCGCCAUUGUUAUGGCGCCCCCACUGACUGCUACAGAGGUGCAGGUCUGUAUAGACAGGCGUUCAUUUGCACUGCGGUUGUAUAGAUGUAUCCAAUAGUACAGAACACAUUUACUUUUGAUGAAAGUCAUCAUCUUGCACUGGAGAUUAGCAUUCAUCGAGAGUGCUGUUUCAGUUCUAUCUCUUAGCUUAACUAAAACCACCUCUUAAUUGUGUAAUAAACAGGUGCGUGUUAAUUCACUCUGGUUUCCUGAAGUGAGAUGCAAGAUACAUAAAAUUCAAUUGCUUAAGUUACAAAACUAGAGGAAUAAUUUUUCUCUUCAGACCUUUUCUUUUUUAUUAUUAUUUUUUAGGACAAUCUUUUUUUUUUCUUUUUACAUAUCAAUCCCAGUUUCCACUCCCUCCCCUCCUCUUGCUCUUCCCACCUUCCCCUCACCCCAACCCCCAUCCACUCCUCAGUCUUCCCACGGGGAGUCAACAAAGAUGAAUUUUAAAGGAUCUCUAAAUCAUAUUUGGAUGCUUACUGAACAUUUUAAUAAUUGACAAAGAAAAAUAUUUUUCUUUAUCGUACAUAAUAUUAUACAUAAUGUUAGGAUAAACACCUCUUUUUAGAUUAACGUGCUGCUUUCAGAAAUACAAAUUUUCCUUCUUGUAUAAGCUCUGGCUGGCACAGUGAAAGAAUACUGCAAGAAGGGUCUUCACCAAGGAAGAGAGCACCAGUAGCCUGUCCAAUGACAGACAGCCCUUAAAACGUGCAUACAAGUAACAUUAUAUGGGAUAAACAGGUAUAUUUAUGAAUGCACGUGCAUAUGCCUGUAUGCAUGCAAUACCAAUAAAUGAAUGAAGAAGCUGUUUAUUUGAGACGUAGGGGGUAUAUGGAAGGGCUUGAAAGGGAAGGGAGAAAUGUAAUUAUAUUAUAAUACCAAACAUAAAACAAAAAUGUUUAGAAAAAGGCCAAAAUUGACCUCAGUGUUCCAGGACUGAACACAGUGUUUUCAUAAGCUCAGUGUGUGCUGAGAUGGGAGCAUCCUGAGAGCAUCCACACAGUCGUCCCUCCCAAAGGAGAAAUGACCUCACAGAGUUAUUCUUUAACAUUUUCACCUGCCUUUUUGUUUUGAGGACUUUGUAUGUAAGCUUUUAAAAACAGUACUUGUUUAUUAUAUAUGUAUGUGUAUGUGCGUGUGUGUAUGUGUGUGCACCUUAGUGUGUAUGUUUGUGCAUCACAUGCAGGCUCCUGGAGAGGCUAGAAGAAAGUUGUUAGAUCCUCUGGGACUAGAGUCGCAGGCAGUUGUGAGCCACCAGCUGGAUGCUGGGAACUGGACCAGGCUCCUCUGCAAGAGCAGAAGUGCUUUUAUCUGCUAAUCCAUUUCUCUCAUUUUAUUUAAUCUUAAUAUAAUUAUUAUAAAGGAGAAAUGCAUCUCUAAUCAAUCACUUCACAGAUUAUAUAACAAAACAUGUAUUUUUUCAUUAUGUUUAUUCAAUUUCUAACUUGUAGCUCAGAAUGCACUCUAAAAAGAAAGAAAACACAUUUUGAAGUAACUUACUAUUUAAAAAGAAUGUGUCAUGAUCAUCCCUUAAGGUCUUCCAGGCCUUAAGGUCUAGUGUAAAAAUUUUCACAGUUCAGUAAGGAAAUUGGUUUGAGCAGGAAGUUUUUAUUACUCCAUCUUUUUCUCUUUCCCAAAGACAGAUUCUUGCUGGGUCACUGUGAACUGGCUUGUACUCACUGUAUAUAGGUUUUGAAGUUGCAGCAAUCCUCCUGCCUCAGUCUCCUGAGUGCUAGAUUACAAGUGUGUGCCAGAAUGCUUGAGUGUCCUCUGAUUCUCAAAAGACCAUGUACUCACUUAAACGCAUUAUCUAAAUAAAUAAUGCUUUUAGGGACAGAGUCUUGUUUACUUUGCUAAGUACUUUAAGAUUAUAAUAUAAUUAUAUUCUCUUCUUUCCCAUCCCUUCCUUCAAGCCCUUCCGCAUAUGCCUAAUUCAUGACCUCUAUUUCAUUAAUUGUUACAUACAUUUGUGUAUGCAUAUGUUUAUGCAUAUAUGUAUUUCAAAAUACAAGUCUGUUCAGCUGUAGACGGAGACUGCUGUUUCAUUUCCUGACCGCAGAGACCCAAAUAAUCACACAGAAGCUAUAUUAAUUACAACACUACUUGGCCAGUAACUUAGGCUUAUUAUUGGCUAGCUCUUAUAUCUUAAAAUAAUCCAUUUCUAUUAUUCUGCAUAUCGCCACAAGGCUGUGGCUUACUAGAUAAGGUUAUAGCGACUGUCUCCACUGACAGCUACAUGGCAUCUUCUGACUCUUCCUACUUUCUCUCUAUGUCUCUUUUGGGAUUUUCUGCCUGGCUUUGCUCUGCUAAACUUUAGAUUCACAUGAUAUUUCUUAGCAAGCUUGUUAAUGUCCUGAAUACUAAAUAUGUGUCUUUCUUACAUACAUAUAUCUUAAAGACAUACAUGUAUACCUAAAUAAAAUUUAUACUCUAUAAUUUGAUUGGUUACUAUGCAUAUUUUGUUUUGAAUAAAAAUCGCAUAUUUGAAACAGGCUUUUAAAAUAAAGCUGCUUCCUUUUUAAAAUAAAUGCUCUACUAACAUAUUUCAUGGCACUAAUAAUUUCUCAUUUAUUCUGAAUUUGCUGUAUUUUAUGACGUACAUUUAGAAUCUUCCCAAGGGAAAAAUCAGACACACAAAUAAAUCCCAUUUAUACUUAAUCAUCUAACAGAGUUAGUAAGUCUGCAGAUUAUUGCAGUAGAAUAUUCAUAUAGCAUAUUUACGUACAUAGCAUACUGAUAAAAAUUGUAGAAUAAAAGGUGUUUUUUUUUCUCUUU